Molecule: messenger RNA, 1379 nt
Organism: Ochotona curzoniae (black-lipped pika)
Lineage: Eukaryota; Metazoa; Chordata; Mammalia; Lagomorpha; Ochotonidae
Gene: TSSK2
Product: testis specific serine kinase 2
Exons: 1
Coding region: 98-1162 (354 amino acids)
Biological process (GO): microtubule cytoskeleton organization; protein phosphorylation; intracellular signal transduction
Cellular component (GO): cytoplasm
Molecular function (GO): tau-protein kinase activity; ATP binding; protein serine/threonine kinase activity
Source: RefSeq, a predicted model, not a curated record
GCCAGACGACUCCCUGCAGUGCAAAUGAGGACCAUGCCCACUGGCCCACGUGGGGAGGGGAUGUAGAGGGACAGCGGCGCCGGCCGCUCCUGGCACCAUGGAUGAUGCCGCGGUCCUAAGGAAGAAGGGUUACAUCGUGGGCAUCAAUCUGGGCAAGGGCUCCUAUGCCAAGGUCAAGUCUGCCUACUCUGAGCGCCUCAAGUUCAACGUGGCGGUCAAGAUCAUCGACCGCAAGAAGACGCCCACCGACUUCGUGGAGAGGUUCCUUCCUCGGGAGAUGGACAUCCUGGCGACCGUCAACCACCGCUCCAUCAUAAAGACCUAUGAGAUUUUCGAGACAUCAGACGGUCGCAUCUACAUCGUCAUGGAGCUCGGGGUCCAGGGCGACCUCCUUGAGUUCAUCAAAUGUCGGGGGGCUCUGCAUGAGGACGUGGCGCGCAAGAUGUUCCGCCAGCUUUCCUCAGCCGUCAAGUACUGCCAUGACCUGGAUGUCGUCCACCGCGACCUCAAGUGUGAGAACCUCCUCCUUGACAAGGACUUCAACAUCAAGCUGUCAGACUUCGGCUUCUCCAAGCGCUGCCUGCGGGACGGGAGCGGCCGCAUUGUCCUCAGCAAGACCUUCUGUGGUUCAGCAGCAUAUGCGGCCCCCGAGGUGCUGCAGGGCAUCCCCUACCAGCCCAAGGUCUAUGACAUCUGGAGCCUGGGCGUGAUCCUCUACAUCAUGGUGUGUGGCUCCAUGCCCUACGACGACUCCGACAUCAAGAAGAUGCUGCGCAUCCAGAAGGAGCACCGCGUUGACUUCCCACGCUCCAAGAACCUGACAGGUGAGUGCAAGGACCUCAUCUAUCGCAUCCUGCAGCCGGACGUCAGCAGGCGGCUGCAGAUCGAUGAGAUCCUCAGCCACUCCUGGCUGCAGCCGCCUAAGCCCAAGGCCAUGUCCUCAGCCUCCUUCAAGAGGGAGGGGGACAGCAAGUAUCGAGCCGAGUGUAAAUUGGAUGCUCGCCAGGCCUCCCGGCCCGAGCACAAGCUGGGAAACAAAGCCCAGCAAAGGCUUCUAGCGAUGCCGGAGAAGGAGGACAAGGUGGAAGAGAGGCUGGCCGAGACCCCCAGGACCAAAGACCAUCACAUCUCCGGAGCUGAAGUGGGGAAAGCCAGCACCUAGCAGUGGUUGAGGACCCGGGAGGGGCACUGCUCGUGGUGUGUGCUUCCCGUACACCAAGUAGGCAGAUAGGAGCGGAAGAAGGCACAGGUGCACCGAACAAGUAAAAUUCAUCAAUUAAAACACUAUUUUGAUUACGUUCUAUUAGCUUUCUUCCACUUAGUAGCGAAGACGUUAAAAAAACUGCUGACAGUCAAAUAAACCAUGAAGUGUAUACCAG